GGCAACUUUGAAGAAAACAACAGCAGCGAAUAACAAAAAAAAAACUGCCACACACAGUAACAUUCACACAUUUGCAACAUUGGCAACGCUGCAGCAACAUUCGCUCCAUUUAAAUGUGCCACAACAGCGACGAAGUGAAACUUUAGCGACAACGCAAUUCAAAACGCCUCGCACGAUCCCAUGUCAUGAUUACAAGAAUAUCAGCGACAAGAGUAUCGUCGUCACAAACGCCCACAUGUAACAGAUCUAAGUCAAGAGCAACAAUGCAACAACACAUGAAAAUAACAAACUUAGCGACCACAUCAAUACCAGCCGGUCAACCGAUCGCAGUGCGACAUGCAACAACCAAUCGCACAGCAACAACAAUGCGUCGUUGUAGUCUUGCCGCUUUGCAAGUUUUGGUACUUGCCUGCACGCUGCCGCCACCACUUCAACCGCUACUGCCGACACUCCUGCUAACGCCCACGCGAUGGUCAUUCGCCGUCGAAGCGUUGCCGAUAACGUCGAAGCCCAUCGAGGGCACUGCUGAAAAUCUUGCCUGGCAGGCGUGGCUCAUGUUACCGCCCGAACAGAAGCAGCUGGAGAAAUCGCGCAAAGUCACGCCGAAAUCGAUAUUUUCGCUGCCGUUCCGCGACUGCCCGCCCGGGCAUCAGCUAUUUCAGUCGCGCUGCAUACCAACCGUGAACAUCAAUCAAAGCGAUUUGCUGACGCAGCAAGUGUUGGGCUUGUUUGUUGGUAGUACAACUGGUGGAGCAGGUAGCGACAAUGCCUAUGAAUUUGAUUAUGAGGACGAGGAGUAUGGAUUGGGGUUCGGCGAAGGCGAACCGGUGGUGAUGUAUGAGUCCCCACAGUCUUUCAGCGGCAACUCAGCUGCUGGGUCUGGGAACGCACCUGCGCGCGAUGAGCCGCUGAAAUUCAAUCUGUUCGAGCAAAAGUAUCCAACCAGCGAUUAUGAAACGGAUGCAAGUAGCAGUACGUUGGAAGGUAGUGGCGGCGCGCGGCCGUUGAGUGAACCGCUGACCACGCAUAUGACGUCGGAGGGCGAGCGCGUUGGAGUGAGUGCCAAUGAUAGUGAUGCUGGCGCAACCUUCUUCAAUUCAUCACAGUUCUUAGAUGCAGUGCAGGGCUUUUUUCAGAGGCAUACAACAGCGAGUGACGAGAGCACUGCAAAUACAACAAUGCCCAAUGCUACAACUAUAGAGCAGAGUAUUCGUAUUGCCAACGCGACCGAACGCAACACCGACCGCCAAGAACUGAGCGAUUUGCAUGUGGCUAGCAGCAACAUAUCGACAUUUGCCGUCGGCGAUAUCGAUGCGAUUAUAUUGCCAGCCUUGGGCUCAGGCAUGUCAACAACAACAACAGUCACGAGUGCUGGCGACAGUGGCGAUGGUGGUGGUAGUGCCGGUGCAACUGGUGGCAACCUUGAACCGCAGCGCAUAUCACUCUUCAAGGACGAUAACACUGUACAGCUGGUAACAACGGUAAUUGCGCAGUCAAAGGGCUAUAAGCGCGGAGGAGGUGAAGACGCGGCAAGCGGAGAUGUUGGAGAUCUAGUUACGGCCGCACAGCAGCAACAUAACAGCGUUGCACAAUACUUACGCGCCGAUGCGCUGUUACCCUUGAGCAGUGCUGCGCCAUAUAUUACAACAACAGCAACUACAUUUGAGGCAGAUAACGCUGAUCAUGGUACAAAACCACCACCGUUGGCUGCGAAAGACGAGCGCCCACGCAGCGUGACGCAGCAGAAUACGGCCGCAGCAGCAGUACCAGCAGACACGGAUGCUCAAGAAACAAGUUUCAUAACAACAACGGAGCCGGAGGGCACCACCAGUUUUCAAAUCGACGAGACAACAGUUGUUGAGGCAAGUGAUGAGUCUGCUACUGUUCCGGAGGCUAUCCCCCUGCUAGAAGCAAUUUCGAAGCAGCAGCAGUUGGAGUUUCAAAAAUUGAAAGUAGAACCGGUUGAAGAUGAGGCGCCAAUAAAAACAACUUCACCCGAGACAGCAAUCAACGAGCAAACAACAACAGCUGAUGACGAUAAUACAACAAUCGAAACCAAAACAAUUGCCAACGAAAAGGUUGAUACAACAACAGCGAAAGAAGUAUUCGAAAAGAGCGAAAAGUCAGUAGAGGCCGCAACAGCUACAGAAACAACCACACAACCGUUAACCAGUGCAGUCGCAUUGUCAUCAACAAUAAUCGCAACAACAACAACGAAAAUACACUUAACCACCACUCCAAGUUCGGACCGGUUUCGUAGCUCACCCGCCGCCGCUGUCGUCGCGCCUAUCCGCAUUGCUACGGACAAACAAGUAUCCGACGUUGUCAAGUCAGCCACCGCUCCGACCACGGAUCCGACUAUUGGCGAGGAGACAGCGCCGUCAAGUAUCGACGUCGUGAGUGAUGUGCCGAGGAGUGGCAACAACGAUCUAGUGAAUGUCGCUGCCGCGAGCAGCAUCAAGACCAGCGACACCACAAAUGACAGCCGCAAUAAGAAUAAAAAACAAUAAGAAGCCGCCAGAGCUGAAAUAAAUAUUGAACAAGAAUUGCGAAUGAUUAAUGAAUUGGUGAAGGGCAAGCGACAGUUGGCCGCGCUGAAAAUGGCAGCUUUAAAGGCAACAACAAUGACACAAGCAGCAACAUCAACACAAAAAACCACUGCCAGCGAACCAAAGUUGGAGGUGAAAAAAUCCGGCGCAAACGCGGCUGAGAAUGAACAGAAUGCGCGUGGCAUGGCGGCGGUUGAGGUGCGGCACGAUGUUGAUGAAACAACAACAACAACUCAAGUGGCGACAAUAACAGCUGAAACCACAACAGUGGUCAACUCGCCCCUGGUGGCGGCCAGUGGCAGCGAAAACGAGGUUCUACAUACGACAGCAACAACAACAACUGAUGGAACCAAAGCAUCUACACAAAAAGAGGCGACGGCUAAAAUGGAAAGUGGUAGCCAGCCAGCAGAAACCACAACAGUGGAAAACACUACAGCGGCGGAGGCACUUAGUAAGAUCGUUGAGCUUGCGACCACAACAGCAACAGCAACAGCAGCAGCAAGUGCAGAGCCUGAUUUUGAGGCCGAGGCCACGGCGCCAAGCGUAGAAGCAACUGGUGCGACACUUUGGUCGCGGAUUAUGCCUCUAUUUGGCUUUGGCGUAACAGCGGUGGAAACCGGAGCUAAAGCUGGAGCCGCACCAACAGCAGCAGCAACAACAACAGCGGUGUCAGCGGCCGAGGAAAUUGUUGGAGGCGCUGCAAUUGGUAGUAUUAGUAGUAGUAAUCGAUUUAGUGGCAGCAAUGUUAGAAGUAGUAUUAGUGGUAGCAUAAGCGAUAUUAGUAGCAUUGGUAAGAGUGUUAAGAACAACAAUUUAAUUAGCAACAACAACAAACAUUUUGAUGGUCCGAUUCGUCGAAACAGUAAAAUUAUAAGAAUUGAUCAGCUUAGUGCUCAUAGUGUGGGAGGGGCAGCAGCAGCAGCAACAACAAACACUCUAGAAGAAGAAGGAGAAACAGCGACGGCAACGGCAACAACAACGGCUAUGGCAAAUACAAAAACCGAUAGCAUUGCGAUUGCGCCAGAGCAAGCGCCUGCGGAACAGUCUUCAUAUUGGUGGCUACCUGCUGGCUGGCGUUCCCAACGGGACACAAAUGACGGCCAGCAGCCGUUACUGUUCCGACUUUGGUCCGCAUUUCCCGAGAGUCAAAUGAAAGCCAAAGUAAGAACAUAAGUCCAAUGCGUACUACCUCUAUUGUCGAUUCAUAUGAAAAAGUACAAACAGGGGGAAAACUGUGAAAAGAAGUUAGUGAGAAAUUUUUGUAGUGAAAUAUUAAAGUUUUUUUUUUUUAAAUUUCAUUGUAGGGAUGGAGAGGCCGGCAUGAGAUGGCAUUGAAAGGAACGGGAUUUUUCCUAAGAGCACUCGUACAAAUUAAAUAAACCAGUUAGAAAAAAAAUAAUAAACAAAAAAACGCAAAACAUAAAACAUAAAACGAAAAAUAGAAAACAGAAAAACACAACAAAGAAAUAAACGAAACACAAGCUAAGUAAAUUAUAAAGUAGAAACCAAUGAAAAGUAAGCAGAAAUCGCAAGAAAAAUAGAAAAUUUUUUAAUAGUCAAUGACAUACUAAUAACUUGUACUUGUGCCGCAAUUUGUCGAGGAGAUUAAUGAAAGGCAUCAGAAAGUUUGGACAGGGAAAUGUGCGCCAAAGAAUAUUUUUAAAUGGUACAUGUAUGUGUGUAUUAUAUGGGAUUCACGCAAACAUAAGGUAUAAGCGAUAUUUCGGUGAAAGCUCGAGAAAGCUUCCAUAUCAGGCAGCCUCGGAAAAGUCGUGCUUCAAGUAUGUAGUAAAGCGAUGCUAACUUGCGAAAACCGACUUCAAUUCUCAUAUACAAAUUUUAGAUGAUUCUUUAUUUCUUCUUGAUCCAAUGAUCGUGGUCCAAAGUUAUGUGGUAA
This is a messenger RNA of Rhagoletis pomonella (apple maggot), 4446 nucleotides long. Its product is annotated as protein folded gastrulation-like. The transcript is spliced from 2 exons. The record is from RefSeq and is a predicted model, not a curated record. NCBI's taxonomy places the organism in Eukaryota, Metazoa, Arthropoda, Insecta, Diptera, Tephritidae.